Messenger RNA from Tupaia belangeri chinensis (Chinese tree shrew), 1725 nucleotides. It is a transcript of the gene VSTM5, whose product is annotated as V-set and transmembrane domain containing 5. Gene Ontology annotation, cellular component: dendrite; axon; plasma membrane. Gene Ontology annotation, biological process: filopodium assembly; positive regulation of excitatory synapse assembly. Bases 478 to 1080 code for a protein of 200 amino acids. The record is from RefSeq and is a predicted model, not a curated record. The transcript has 4 exons. Lineage: Eukaryota; Metazoa; Chordata; Mammalia; Scandentia; Tupaiidae.
AGCCUCCCCUGGACCCCCGGAGCCAUUAGAUAGUCCUUCUGGUUCUGGGCAACAGCUAGUACUUUCCCUCCCUCAGCCACUCAGCAUCCAGCUGGGUCUUGAAUCAAUACCAGGGACCUGGGUGUGAACGGAAGGCGCCUGCUUGUUAUUUGUCAUUAUUUGCCUGAGUGGGAGCAUUCCAUUCCUUCGCAUACCCACGUUCGCUCCCCCUCCAUUCUCUCGCUCUCUCCCUCCUCUUGCUCUCGCUUUCUCCCUCUCUCGCUUUUUUUCCUCUCUCUCCCCCUCCCUCUCCUUGGGAACUGGUUCAACCAGAGUACAACCAGCUCAUCUGCACCUGGCCCUAGGGCGCCCAAAGGAGCUGCAGAGCAGGCUGCCGGCAGCAGCGCGGUUGCGGGCGGCGGUGUGGACAACACAGCCCGGGCCCACUCGCUCCUCCCGGGAAGCCCAUGCCUGGCUGGCGCCGCCCGGGGCUUGCUCAUGAGGCCUCUGCCGAGCAGGAGGAGGAAGAGCUGCGGCAUCUCCCUAGGACUCUUCGCCCUCUGCAUGGCCGCAGUCAGUUGUCUGCAGAGUCAGGGCGUGUCCCUGUAUAUUCCCCAGUCCGCCAUCAACGCCACCGUCGAGGAAGACAUCCUGCUCUCGGUCGACUACACCUGUCACGGGGUGCCUACUAUUGAAUGGAAGUACACGUCCAACUGGGGGGCUCAGAAGAUCGUGGAGUGGAAACCAGGGACUCAGGCCAACAUCUCCCAAAGCCACAAAGACAGAAUCUGCACCUUUGACAAUGGCUCCAUCCAGCUCUUCAGUGUGGGCGUGAGGGAUUCGGGUUACUACGUCAUCACCGUGACAGAGCACCCGUGGAGCAGCCAGUCUGGCACCAUUGUGCUGCAUGUGUCUGAGAUCCUCUACGAAGACCUGCACUUCGUUGCCGUCUUCCUUGCCUUCCUCGCUGCUGUGGCCGCCAUGCUGAUCAGCCUCGUGUGGGUCUGUAAUAAGUGUGCGUAUAAGUUCCAGAGGAAGAGGAGGCAUAAGCUCAAAGAAAGCACAACUGAGGAGAUCGAGCUGCAGGAUGUUGAGUGCUAGCCAAGGCUGUACCCUAGCAUUCCUACCUCAAGAGGAAAACAUCAUUUUCCAGCAGAAGAAGCAAACAUAGGCAGCCCACACGACACCUCCUGUGUGCCUGCUGCAGCAAUCCUUCCUGUUGGGACAGUGGAAGUUAAACUUGACUGCCUGAGGUCGGAGACCACGGAUUGGACGGUCGGUCCUAGGACUUGCAUUAAGUUCAAGGAGACAGUGAUGAGGCUUUGAACCAGGAACUUUGCUUGGCUUCAGCUUCAGGGCCAGGUAGUGCAUCACCAAUGCCGAAGUGCAGGCAUUGACCCUUGCUCCAGCACUCGCUCUGGCCCAAGGAGGGCCUGUUGGAGAAGUCCCUGGGUUUUCUGUAGCCCCAUCAGUGCAUGCUCUGUGCCUUUGUGCUCCGGUCCACCGCACACACCCUUUGCCUUCAACCAGCUCUCAGGUCCACACUACUGCUAUGUGAGCUGCUACGAGAAGUUGGAGGCACGGAGGAAACCUGCAGAGGUGGCGAACUGAGGGGUCCUGCUGUGCUGAGGAGAUUGGCUUGGAGGUGAGGGCAGGUGGCUUGGAGCUUUAGGGAAAAGAACUCGAUGCCAACAGUUGGUGUAAUGGCUAUGUCGCUGGACCCCCAUUUGGGUGAUUGCAGUUCAA